Messenger RNA from Pararge aegeria (speckled wood butterfly), 1720 nucleotides. RefSeq names its product ubiquitin domain-containing protein UBFD1-like. The coding region runs from base 120 to 998 and encodes 292 amino acids. Gene Ontology annotation, molecular function: cadherin binding; RNA binding. NCBI's taxonomy places the organism in Eukaryota, Metazoa, Arthropoda, Insecta, Lepidoptera, Nymphalidae. The transcript has 6 exons. The record is from RefSeq and is a predicted model, not a curated record.
GUGACGAUUGAUGAAAAUUUGUUGCUUCACGUCAGCCAGUCGGCUGUAUUUUUAAUUAUUUUUUCAAAACAAUUGCUGCAAAAGUACUGAUUUUCUGUCUAUCCGACUAACAGCCAAACAUGGAUUAUAUAGCUUCAGAAAAGGGAGACACCGCAGAAAAUCGUGAUCCGAACUCCUUAGUAGCUAAUGGCAGCUCUAAACCUGAUAUGGAAUGCGAACCUUCUGUUGAUCAUGGGAGUUCACACAACGAAGAUCCCACAGAGGGUGGAGCCUGUGCUUCUUCGUCAACAGAGGACUCGGAACUGUGCGAGAUCCCGGAACAGGUCGAAUUUAUCGUAGUUUUUAACAAAAACAAACAUGACGUGACGUUUGCAUAUGAUGCAACCGUUUUAGAACUUAAAGCUCAUUUAGAGAGAAUAUCCGGCGUGCCGCAGUCCGCUCAGAAACUUAUAAUCAAAGGCAUGGCCCGAGAUACUGCCACAUUGAGGAAUUCGGGAAUAGUCAAGGGUGGAAAAGUCAUGCUAGUUGGAUCCAAAAUGGAUGAUAUUUUGGCUGUGAAAAGUGCACCAAAGGAAAUUCUAGAAGAAAAAAAUAAUAGUCAGACAAGUAAGGAGCUGUUCUGCACGCAAAAGAUACACAGGAAAGUCUUAGAUAAAGGUAUUCCCCCAGAUGUAAUGCCUGGAAUCAAAGGAAUUAAGGAGCCCCUACCCCCUGUGCCAGUAAGUGGGAUGUUAAACAAACAUGGAGGCAAAGUCAGGCUCACAUUCAAGCCUGAACAGGAUCAGCUCUGGCUAGGAACCAAAGAACGCACUGAGAAACUUGCCAUGACUUCUAUCAAAAGUAUCGUAUCGGAACCCAUCACAGAACAUGAGGAAUAUCAUAUUAUGGGACUUCAACUAGGCCCUACUGAAGCUUCAAGAUAUUGGAUAUAUUGGGUGCCAGCACAAUAUGUUGAAGCCAUAAAGGAUGCAGUACUUGGUGUGUGGCAAUUCUUCUAAUUCAAUCAUGUCAAACUGUCUGCUGUAUCUAACACCUGGGAGCUACUUGGGUAGUUGCAAUAUAUAUAAAAUAAUAAAUGUUGUGCCCUAGCACAUGUAUGUAUAAUCCAUGUUUUAUAUUUAGAAGUACAUUUAAUGGUUAUACAAUUUUACUGAAACUUUAAGCAUAAUACAAUUAGUGCUAGGGGCUUUCGUGCCGUUUCUCUUAUACAAAUACUGUCGAAAUUAUUAACAUUUCGAAAAAUUGUAACCCUAAUCCCUGAAUCUAUUUGAAUUUCUUUUUAAUACAAUUUUAUGAUUGUCGAUUUAUUGAGAAUGUAAAAAAAUCUGUAUCAAGCCAUUGGUACUAUUUAUUUUGUGAUAUCAUUAUGCCGUGUCAAUUAAAAAUUGUCCAUUGAUAAUAAAUUUGGCAUCUAUCUGGUCAUUUGUGAGAAUUUUUAUUUGCUAUUGUUGAAUUGCAUUUUAUGCAUUUGGGGUUUUGAGCUGUAACAUAUUGCUAUUAUCGUAUCGCGCGUUCACGAUUCAUGAGCUUAUUGUCCUGUGUUUCGAAACCUGAUCUCUAUUUGAACUUUAUAAAAUUCACUCAAUCUGAAGGAUUGGCCUGAAUAUUGCAACAGCAGUCUUCUCUAUUUUAGCAUCCAACGGAAUGCUGUUCUUUAUAUUCCUACCAAUCCUUCAUGAGAAUUUGAUAAUAGAAUUAGAUAUAAAAACAUUUUAAAUUA